CAUGGCGUAGAGAAGAGGCAACGCAGCGGGCUGGCAUUGUAGCGGAAAAGUUGAUAAAGUACAGGGAUUUCGUUAUUUCAGUAGGAGGAUAUAUAAACAGUUGGAAGUUGUAACUAGGAUUCAAGCAAAGUUUCGGGUGCCCACUGAGUGUUGAAGAUGAUGUCUGAUGCCAGUGACAUGUUGGCAGCAGCCUUGGAGCAGAUGGAUGGGAUAAUAGCAGGCUCCAAGGCUAUGGACUACUCCAACGGGCUGUUUGACUGCCAGUCGCCCACCUCUCCCUUCAUGGGCAGCCUGCGGGCGCUGAACCUGCUGGAGGACCUCCGGGGCGUGCUGGAGCUGAUGGACACAGAGGAGAGGGAGGGCCUGCGCUGCCAGAUCCCUGACGCCACCGCAGACAGCCUGGUGGACUGGCUGCAGCAGGGACACCUGAUGUCCAAUGGUCACCACAUCUCCAUGGGUGGGGACCUCUACCAGGAGAGACUGUCUCGGCUGGAGGGUGACAAGGAAUCCCUGGUGCUUCAGGUGAGUGUGUUGACAGACCAGGUGGAGGCGCAGGGGGAGAAGAUAAGGGACUUGGACAUGUGUUUGGAUGAGCACCGGGAGAAACUGAACGCCACUGAGGAGAUGCUGCAACAGGAACUCCUGUGCAGAACGGCUCUAGAGACUCAGAAACAGGACCUGCUGGCUGAGGUGUCCAACCUGAAGCUGAACUCAUUUGAGAAGGACAGACUGCACUUUGACUUCAGCGACAAUGAGGACAUGGUUCUGGAGAUGAAUGAACUGAGGUACAGAGUGACCGAGAUGGAGAGUGAAAGACUACAGUAUGAGAAGAAACUGAAAUCCACUAAGGAGGAGCUGGCAAUGCUGAGGAGGCAUCUGGAGGGAAGGGACGGAGAGCUGAGGAGGUUACACGACGAGACUGGGUUCAGAGGCAUCACACCGGUUGGAAUGGACAGUGGAGACAGAGAUGUGGAAGUGCAGAGAAUGAAAAAAGCAGUGGAAUCACUGAUGGCAGCCAAUGAGGAGAAGGAUCGUAAAAUUGAGGAGUUGAGGCAGUCGCUGCUGCGCUACAAAAAGGUCCAGGACAGGAGUUCAAUGCAAGGGAAGAAAGAGAAAACCCAAGACGGCGAGAGUGAAGAGAGUAACAGCGACAGCUCCCUCUCCGUGAUGUCAACGACAACCCCCCUGGUUGCCAUGGAGUUGGAAAGGCACGCUCUAGCCGGAGACGAGGAAGUAGCAGGGAAAAGCCCAGACGAGCUGGAGAUGCACUAUGGAGCUACUGAAGUGUCUUCGCCCACACUCAGCCCUUCAGUCCAGUCAGCAUGCGAUCCAAAAAGUGGUCCAGAGCUGGACCAACCUGAACCAGAGAGCGAGGCAGGGGGCCAGGAAGAGUCACAGGAGGCCCCCCUUUCAUGUGAUACUCCACAGACCCUGGAUAGCCCCAAUUCAGGGAGUCAGGACAACUUGUAUGUCAGCAACAGCGAAAAGCUCUUUUCUGCUACUGUUCAGAAUAAGGCUGUGGAGGAGAUCAGUAAGAUCAGCGAGAGCCUGCCCAAGUCUCCCUCUUCGUCUCACCCCGUGACCACGGAGGAUGACCGCUUCGGUAACAAGAAGGCUCGCUCCUCCUUCGGCCGGGGCUUCUUCAAGAUCAAGGGAGGCAAGAGGACAGCCAGCACCCCUAACCUGGCUGAGACUGAGCGAGAGGAGGGCACUGACCAUCUGGACCUGGCCGGUCUACCCCAGAGGUCAGCCAACAGCGACAGCACCAACACACUGACCAGUGUGACCUCCACUACAUCCCCCGAGUGCAAGAAGAAGUCCAAGGGAAUCAAGGGGCUCUUUGGAAAGCUGAGGAGAAGUCAGUCCACCACGUUCAACCUGGAUGACAACCUAUCAGAGGCGGUCGAGUUCAAGAGAGGCGGAGUCCGAGCCACAGCAGGUCCCAGACUGGGCUGGUCCCGUGACCUACAGCGAUUACCCAAGAAUGACCUGGACACCCCGUUUGCCCGCUGGUCCAAGGAGCAGGUGUGUGACUGGCUGCAGGAGCAGGGGCUGGGGCUCUACCUGAACAUGGCCCGCGUGUGGAUCUCUUCUGGACAGACUCUGCUGCAGGGCUCACAGCAGGACCUAGAGAGGGAGCUGGGCAUUAAACACCCGCUGCACAGGAAGAAGCUCCAGCUGGCCCUGCAGGCCCUGGGCUCUGAGGAGGAUGACAACAAGGGCAAACUGGACUACAACUGGGUGACCAGGUGGCUGGAUGACAUUGGCCUGCCUCAGUAUAAGACUCAGUUUGAUGAGGGGAGGGUGGACGGCCGCAUGCUACACUACAUGACAGUAGAUGACCUGCUAUCUCUGAAGGUGGGCAGUGUGCUCCACCACCUCAGCAUCAAGAGAGCCAUUCAGGUGCUGCGCCUCAACAACUACGAGCCCAACUGCCUGCGCCGACGGCCCUCCGACGAGAACAACAUCACGCCGGCAGAGAUCUCCCAGUGGACCAAUCACAGAGUGAUGGAGUGGCUGAGAUCAGUGGACCUGGCGGAGUACGCCCCCAACCUGAGGGGCAGCGGCGUUCACGGGGGACUCAUGGUGCUGGAGCCACGGUUCAACGUGGAGACUAUGGCCCUGCUGCUGAACAUUCCCCCCAACAAGACCCUGCUGCGGAGGCACCUGGCCACCCACUUCAACCUGCUAGUAGGCUCUGAGGCCCAGGGGCUCAAACAGGAUUGUCUGGAGAAUCCCGACUACACCCUGCUCACCGCCACCGCCAAGGUCAAGCCGAGGAAGAUGUCGUUCGGGAGCUUCGGCAGCCUGAGGAAGAAGAGGCAGGAUGACAGUGAGGAGUAUGUCUGCCCCAUGGACGUGGAGAUGCCAAAGGGACGUAGCUUCCAGAAAGGCUAUGAGCUUCAGCUCUACGAGGACGACAUUGACCGGCUAGAGCAGAUGGAGGACUCAGAGGGAACUGUGAGGCAGAUCGGAGCGUUCUCCGAGGGCAUCCAAAACUUGACGAGCAUGCUGAAAGACGAUGAAUUUUUCAAAGAGCUCUCCAACUCACCCAACCCCAGCAUAACAGAUGACGAUUCCAACAUGUGACGCUGACCGUCGCCAUGUGACCCUGUUCCCUAGUGCCGUUGUGAACGAAACAUUCUCCACUAGCAGACCAGGAUUCAAAUACUAUUUGAAAUCAUUUCAAAUACUUCAGCUGUGCUUGUUUGAGCUUGCCUGUUGGAAUACAAUGGGAAUAGAAAAGUCUGCCCAUCUAUCACUCCAGGCAGGCUAAAGCAAACGCUCAACGGAUUUCAACCCGGGUCCUCCACUAGCACACACUCCAGACUCCACCGUAACCCCUAUAACCCUCGCAGAGCAAGCACCAGAACUCCUUUUAGUAUUUUAGAUGAGGUAUAAAAAAUCUAUAUUUUAAAGAAAUUCAAGACCAUGUCUGAUGUCAUGUGAACUGUUUUUGUAAGGUGCCAAUCCAUUUUAACAGACCUAUUGGGAGAGGAUUUAUUUCAGAGCAAUACGCCAGCUGGAUACUGGAGACAUUUGUAAUCCUUGUUUGUAUACUGGCCAUCUUUCUGUGGAAUUAAGUAUUAAAGUGAGCCAUAUCAAUAUCUCAUACUUUUUUUACAGUAAGAUGUACUGUAGGACUAUUGCAAAAUCUAAUAUAUAAUUUUAAAGAAUAUGCUUGGCUUUUGAACGAACUUACUGACAGUUGAAAAAUAACGGUAUAUGCUGUGCAGAUUUGCCCAAGUUAAGUGGUAUGCCCCAAAACAGUUGAUAUGGUUUAUGCAGAAAACCAGGCUAUUAGCUGCAUCAUUUCUAUACUUUCAACAUAUCGCGCCAUAUCCUAGACACUCCCAGUAAUGGUGUUUCUUUGCAUGCAUUGGCACCGAUACCGUACUGUAUGUAUUUUAGUACAAUACACAGUUCAAUGCAAAUUAUUCCUGUUAAGUGUCAUCAAUGCAUGUUAUUGAAGCCUUUCUUGUAGCCAAAAUGUUGUACACCUGCCAACAGAAGACAGACUUUGUUUUAUCAUUGUACUGAGAACUAUUCUUAAAAAUUGCCAAAUAGCAUAGUUAUUUUCAGAGUAUUGUAGCUAGCCUGGGUGCCUGUCUGUUUCUGCUCUCUUGCCAACUCCUUAUGGAAUUGUCAUGCCAAACAUAUUGUUUGGAGUGACAAGGAGUUGACAAGAGAGUAGAAAGUGACUGGCACCCAGGCUACGUUGUAGCGUGUUGAGAGCUGAAGCAAUGCAAGAAUGUCUCAAAAGCAAAGAUUCUAUUAUGGAACGUCCUAACCACAUGAGAAGGAAGUGUAUACUGUGUACUGGUUGAGGUUUUACCCAAUUCUAAGGUUAAUAAAGUAAUUUAAACUAAGUGAUGUCUUUCAAUGCUCAAGUAGGAGGCUUGGAAAUGUAGAACAUAAAGUGUAUAGGUAAUUUUUACUCUGCAGUGCAGAUUCAAUACCAUUUAAAAGCAUCCAUGUUCGUACAGACCCUUAUUUUUGUCAACACGUACAGACCCUUAUUUUUGUUAGUAGUUGCCCAAAUUGAACAACUGUGUACACUGUAGCCUACCCAUUGUGUGCACUUUAAAUUAAAGGUUUGACAAGCCAUUAUUUGCAGCAUGAUGAACAUGAACACAUUUACACGCAUUAAAAGUAAAAUACAUUAGGGGCAGGAGCAUUGCUCCUCCAGUUCUGUUCAGGCAGAAGUAAAGUAUGCUGCUCAUGUGAAACCAUAACUGAACCACCUCAUUCACAGCUGGCUGCUAUUGAUGUAGUCUGAACAAUGUGUUUUGCAUGGAAAUCCUCUUGAUAUUCCAGCAUGAUAUAUUGGUGCUGAGCUGAACCUUGGAUACUACUGUGACUCCAUAAUGAAGGAAUGACUAGAGGUUUCAUUGAAGGAAAAUAACACAACUCAUCUAAGAGUCUUGUAAAUGGUUUUAGUAUUUUUGAUUGUCUUUAAAAUUUUGGCUCUAAUGGGGGAAACACUUUUUCAUUAGCUCUACAGUCGUGGCCAA
Molecule: messenger RNA, 5015 nt
Organism: Salvelinus namaycush (lake trout)
Lineage: Eukaryota; Metazoa; Chordata; Actinopteri; Salmoniformes; Salmonidae
Gene: ppfibp1b
Product: PPFIA binding protein 1b
Exons: 26
Coding region: 157-3090 (977 amino acids)
Biological process (GO): neuromuscular junction development
Cellular component (GO): presynaptic active zone
Molecular function (GO): protein binding
Source: RefSeq, a predicted model, not a curated record